UUGGAGCUGGAGCCGGGCCGUUCCGCUUCGCCCCCAGCGCUGGAUACUCCACCUACCCCCCCGCCAGCACCACCUCAGGAAGCAUAGGCCUGGCGUGCAAAUCUUGUGGACUUGCCUUCUCGGUGUUCCGACGAAAGGUUGUCAAAUCACGUCUCAAAUCACCCACAUCUCAUACCAGCAGCUUAGCAAAUCUCUUGUGAAGGUCUGCUGCCUGGUAAAGGACAGAGGUGAUGAUAGAUCUCAGCGGUAACUUUUCAACAAAAGCGUCAGUGUUUUGAUAUCGUAUCAGCGCUUUCACAGCUGUUUGCAGACGCUCGGACGGCGUGACGGAUCUGCCCUGGCGACCACCGACAAGGAGCUGUUGGACUGAUCUGAGUGAAAUGGAUUGAUUGAAGAGUGGAUUUAUAAACAUGAUGGCAUUUGAGAACAAUCACAGAGCCGUCAAAGAAUCCAGAAGUGUUUCCCAAAGAGAUUGAAAGCAGAAAUUAAGAGAUGAAAUUGUGUGUCCAGCACUGAUGGGAGAGAUGCUCAGCAUCACUUAGAGCAACUAACCCCAAUGUACUUCAAUUGCUGAUCUCGUGAUACGAGUUUGUUCGCCAUAGACUGUGGAACAAAGUUAUUUAUUUAUUUAUUUGCUAACAACUUACAUUUAUGUUGCAGUUAUGCAUUUAACAGACGUUUUUAUGCAUUCGAAGUACAUUUUUAUCUGAUUCCAAAACAUUGUGCUGCUAACGCAACAGUAACUUUAUUUUUCAUUUAUUCUUUUAAGCAUCAUGUUUGUGUCCAAACAUCUGAUAAGCAGCAGAUUCAUGCCCAGAUAGCACAGGUACAUCUGUAAGAUGUCUGCUAAAGAUCUGGAAAACAUCUGCUGUGUGCAAACGUCUUAGAAAAGUCAAAAUCAUAAACAUUGUACGGUCUAAAAUGACAUCUGACAGGAGACAUCCCAAAGAUGUAUUGCAGAUAAGCAAUCAAUAAAAAUGUCUUGCAGACAUCUCACAGAUGUAUGUGUGCAUUCUAAACUAUAAACGUUGCAGAAAGGUCUUUUUUUGCUUGCUCUAACCUCCGACCGAUGUUUUCAGCGUUUAUCAGUCUCCCCUCCCUCUUUUUGCCCUUUCAGCACGUUUGCCUGGACUGUAAGAAGAGCUACUGCUCGCUGUGCUCCGUGCUGCAGGAGAACCUGCGCCGCUGUGCCACCUGUCACCUGCUGUGGAGCACGGCCUUCCAGCGGCCGCGGUUAAUGCGACUCCGUGUCAAAGACCUGCGGCAGUACCUCAUGCUGCGAAACAUCAACACCGACACAUGCAGGGAGAAACAGGACCUGGUGGACCUCGUGCUCUGUCAUCUGGGUGCCGAACUGGAGAUGGGGGAAGAUGAGGAAGAAGAGGAGGAAGCAGAAGCAGAGGCGGACACGGACAGCCUGCACUCUCUCCCGCGGUCGCUCUCCACCCCAUCUGCCCCUGCGGCGCGGUCCGCCUCGCAACAGUCGGCGCUGUCUGGAAUCGCCUCUCAGGGAGAAGCUCUAAGUCACAGCGAUAGCUCAGGGACAACCAGUCAGGACCAUGGAGAUGCUGCAUCGGUUUCUCUUCUAAACCUGGAACCUCAUGAAGACAUACUAGAGGCGAGUCCAGCGACACAGAGACGGGCGCGUGCCUCCCUCUCAGAUCUGGCUCAUGAAGCCGACAUCGAGAGUCUGACGGUACGGCAGCUGAAGGAGAUCCUGGCACGAAACUUCGUCAACUAUUCAGGUUGCUGUGAGAAGUGGGAGCUGGUAGAACGCGUGCAUCGACUCUACAGAGACAACGAACACAACAGAAGAUCAAUGGAAAAUGUUAGCAACAGCCAAUCUGCAGUCAUAGCCUAUCCUCCCUCUAUAUGCAAUGGAGGGAUUGGAGAUGGUGUGCCAGUGGCUCAGCUGGGCGGCGUUGAUGAGAACCUGUGUCGGAUCUGCAUGGAUGCGGUGAUAGACUGCGUCCUGCUGGAGUGCGGUCACAUGGUCACCUGCACCAAGUGCGGUAAGAGGAUGAACGAGUGCCCCAUCUGCAGGCAGUACGUGGUGCGGGCGGUUCACGUCUUCAAGUCAUAACGCCGGCCUCACUUCUGCUGGAACACCAAAACAUGGAUGGACAUAUGCAGUAUGGGGCGAUGACUGGACUAUGUGACUGCCCUCUAGUGGUGGAAACCAGUACAGCGCACACCUUCGCUGUUUAGAGCGUGACCAUUAUCUGCUGCCCUUUUUGUUUUCGUUGACACUUAUGCUUUUCAAUUCUGCGCUUACUAACCCAGGGAAGUUGGAGUUUAGAAGAAUAAAAUAUAUAUGUAUGAAAGAUUAAAUAGUUUACAUUCCUGUAAACAUUGGAAAUGUUUUAUCGUAUGUGCAAUAUUAGAAAUCUUUACAUGUGCGUGUAGAGAAACCGAUUGCCGUUAAGGUGCAUGUUGUCGUAGCAACACUGAAGACCAAUGCCGUGAAGGGGGAACUAGGUGCCAAAGUAGAAAAGGCUUCUGGAUGUGCUAUGAUAACUUAUUGUGUUAUUUUCUUGUUUUGAAUCCGCUUGUCACGCCACCGUUUAGCACAUGUGACACCAGCCAGCAGUGAAGUUAUCAGCAGCAGUGGUGACUGUUAGACUAAGAAACUUCAUCCUAUAUUUUUCAAGUCACUGAAAUCCAGAAUCUGCCUUCAUGUAGCUUAUUACUGGAAUCUUAAUUGACUCUGAAUCGAACAUGUACCUGUCAAACGUGAGGUGUGGGGUUUGUCCAGCUCCGUUGUAUUUUGUGGAUGAGACACUACAGUGCACCAAGUCAUUUUUGUUUCUUUCUUUCUAACAUUUUUAUUGAUCAAUUUCAUCAUAGUAAUUUACACUAACAGCCAUGUUUGCUUCGCAAGACAAGAUAUAAUAUCAUAAUAACGUGAUUACCAAGAAGUAUUCGAAUACUCAUGUGAUGAAGUCUCAGAUAUGAUUUGAGUUUUCAUCUCAUCAGGGUUUCAAACCACAGUUGAUGUUUUUAUAUCUAAAGCAUUUUACUUUGUCAAUAGCAAAAAUGUAAAAGUCUAAAACUAAAAUUACUUUGUGCACCUUUUAUUGGUCACAUGACAUUCACAAAAUAUGACAUCGCUGGCCAGGGGUCAAAGUAAAAAACCUGCUUCGCUGUUCUUUAUGUCGAGCAAUACCAAAACAAACAUCCUUUGGUGUGUUAUGUCAGAGAAAAAUAUAUGUGUGGACAUUUUCCAACGAUUCCCACAAGCGGUGCUACAUGGAUUUCUUCAUCACAGUUCUUCAAUGGAUUUAAAACAAAAUGAAGUUUGUUUUCUUCCCCUUUUUGUGUGCAUAUUCAUGUCUAUAUAUUUUUUAAAUGAAAGAAGUAGUUUAUCAUCUAUUUAGUUUAGAUGCCCUUUGUUCUGUGAAUUAUGUAAUCUGUGGUAUUGCCUAGAAAAACAAAUAUAAAGGAAAAUUGAAUUAAAUCACGAUAUACAUGUGAGAAACAAAUGUACAUUCGCGGAUAUAUCUACCUGUUAUUUUAACAUUUGUUCACCCUUUCAGCAUUCCGGGAUGUAAACAGCUUUCUUUUAGUAGCUUAUCAACCAGUCACAAAGAAAUUACUGUUCGGGUGUCACAUCCACACUUUUUUGUGUUAAAACAUCUCCACACAUGUGUACCCAUCUUUGACACUGUGCAUACAUGUAUGUUUCUAAUGCUGCUAUCUCUAAAAGAUGUCACUUACAGUUGGCAACUACUCUAGCUGAGCAGACGAUGGACAUCACACUCUUUAAAUUACUUCAACUGAACGCAGGAGGAUGUUUUGGGGUCUGGUCUUUGUAUUUUGGAAUGUUGAACUUUUUAUUUUGGUAAUUGAAAGAUGAUUUAUGAAAUUUAAUAAAAUAUGGUAUCUUGAACUAA
Triplophysa dalaica is the source of this 3893-nucleotide messenger RNA. RefSeq names its product ring finger protein 34b (gene rnf34b). NCBI's taxonomy places the organism in Eukaryota, Metazoa, Chordata, Actinopteri, Cypriniformes, Nemacheilidae. Gene Ontology annotation, molecular function: ubiquitin protein ligase activity. Gene Ontology annotation, biological process: negative regulation of extrinsic apoptotic signaling pathway via death domain receptors; protein K48-linked ubiquitination; proteasome-mediated ubiquitin-dependent protein catabolic process. The record is from RefSeq and is a predicted model, not a curated record. Gene Ontology annotation, cellular component: cytoplasm; plasma membrane. Bases 1070 to 2083 code for a protein of 337 amino acids. The transcript has 7 exons.